UAGAAUUUUGACAUUUGUGUUUUGUAUUGAAGUUUUGUUUACAAUUAUUAUUUAUUGUUACACAUAUUUAUUUUAUAAUUUUUCCAAAUGAGUCAUGAAACCCAAAAUAAUGUUAAAGAAACGAGAGAAUUAUACUCUAUGUUUCACCAAGAAUAUGUCAUUAUGGCUGAAUACCGCAUGCUACAAACUGAGAAUUUACAAGGAAUAUAUGUAAUACCAUCUUACGAAAACUCAUUUUUGUGGUUUGGGGUCAUUUUUGUAAGAGUUGGGUUAUAUGACGGAGGAGUUUUUAGGUUCACACUAACCUUACCAGAAAAAUUUCCAGAUGAUGAAGUGCCAGUCUUAAAGUUCACUUCACAUUUGUACCAUCCAGCUGUGGACGCCAGCACAGGCAUCCUUAAUUUAACCGAGGUCUUUCCACAAUGGGACAGGAAAAGAAAUCAUAUUUGGCAAAUAUUUAAAUAUUUACAUUGGAUAUUUGACAAUUUGAAUAUGAAAGUGCCUACAAAUGUUGAAGCAUCUGCUGCAUACAAAACUAACAGAAAAUUGUUUAUGGAAAAAGUAAGAGAAUGUGUUGGGUAUAGUAUUGACCACGUAUAUGAUGAUCCACCAACAGAAGACAAACAUUAUAUAACAUUUAAACCAUACAAUCCAGAAGUGCAUGAUAAUGCAAAAAAUAUAAUGCUAAAAUCCCCUGAACUAAAUGACAGUGUAGCACAUGGAAUAUCUUGGAUUCAGCCGGGAUCAUUUCAACCUUUUUCUAAAGGAGAAACAUAAAAGAUGUAUUAAUAAAUUGGUCUUGUUUUAUGUCAAAAUGCUUCUAACCAUAUAUGAACCAUGAUUGGGGCUUGGACAAUAUUCACUGGUGAGCUUUAUUCUUUAUAGGGUAGCAGUCUAUUAUUGAUCAACCAGUUCCAAGUGUAACCAAAUUGUAUAUUAUUAUUUGGAGCAAUUCUAUCUGUAACUAUGUAAGACAUAAACUACUGAGUGUACUAAGGGGACUUGAUUAAAAAUUGUUAAUUUUGUUAAUCAAAUAUGACACUGGUACUGUAAAUUAACAAACUUUAGAGAAUCAUUUCAAAAGUGGUUUGCUAUUUAAUCUGGAAUUAGUUAGUGAAUUAGCUAUAUAUCUCAUUCAUUAAUUUCAAUUACAAUGUUAUGUUUAAUUCAAGAAACAGUGACAUAAUAUGCCACAUUAUAUAGUACCUAAUUAUUACAAAAAUGUAGAUUAAUUAACACAUUAUUUUAGUAUUACUUUUGUAUUGUUAUAGUACAAAAACUUUUGUGACAUCAAAUUAUAAUAUUGUUUUGUAUAGCUUAUGGUUUUGAAUGUUUUAAUAAGGUAGUAUAACUUCAAAGAAAUCCUCUCAUAUUUAUAAAUCAUAUUUCUUAUUUAUUAAUCUGCCAUAACUGACUCCUGUGAUAAAUGUGUUAUUGGUAGAUGUUGUAUAAAAUAAAAGACUAAUAAUCUUCAUUUAAUUAAUGUUAUGUAAUCACAGUACAUACCUGAUGUAUCUUAUUAUUAUUAUCUACAAAUUAUCUUAAUAUAAAGUAAUAAAAUGUUAAUCAGAAA
This is a messenger RNA of Manduca sexta (tobacco hornworm), 1573 nucleotides long. RefSeq names its product protein crossbronx homolog (gene peo). The coding region runs from base 88 to 777 and encodes 229 amino acids. The record is from RefSeq and is a predicted model, not a curated record. Lineage: Eukaryota; Metazoa; Arthropoda; Insecta; Lepidoptera; Sphingidae. The transcript is spliced from 5 exons.